AAGUAAAAGCAAGAAUAAACAAAUGAAACAACAAGGUAAAGAAAAGAAACAUAUACAAAGUUUCUGAACCCCACCCUCUAUAAAAUUCUUUUAAGGUCAUAGUGUUAAGUUUCUUCAACCUCAUCCGAGAAAGAAAGCAAAAACAGAACUGUCAAUGCUUUUGCAAAGGCUUGUUUGGGUGCACAUACAAGGACAUGUGACAAAGUGAAGAGAGAAAGUUUAAGAAGAAAGGAAAGGGAAGGAAUUUUUGAAGUGUUUUGCAGAGUCAUUUUUUAGUGCAACAAAUGAUGGCUGGAAACCCUAACUGGUGGAGCAUGCCUCCACCAUCUCUCUUGCCUCCUCAAUAUGCACUUGGAUCUUCUUCACUUCCUUUCAAUCCUCUGGCAGCAGAAAACCAGGAGCUUCCACAGUCAUGGAGCCAACUACUAUUAGGUGGAUUGUCUGCAAGCGAUGAAGAAAGCUUUCGUCUGAGUCAUUUUCAACCUAAAAAGUUAGAAAAUUGGGAGGACCAAAUCUUGAAUCAAUCUCAAAGAGUACUUCCCGUUAAUGUUGAUGUAGUAAAACAAGAGAUUUCCCAAAACAGUAACUUGUACGGUCUUGAAGAUCAUGAAGAAUUUCAAGCGCUUCCUAGACCAGCUGCUUGGUCUCAGCAAAUCAUGCCAGUUUCUUCUCCUAGGUCUUGUGUCACCAGCUUAAGUAAUAAUAACAUCUUGGACUUCUCUUAUAAGAAGAUGGAUGGGAGCAAUCAAAAUUUAGAUCAUUCAUCUGAGAGUACUAGCUCAGCCACUGGUGGGGCAUAUAAGAAAGCUAGGGUUCAGCCCUCUUCAACUUCUGGCCAACCACCUUUAAAGCAGGUGAGAAAGGAGAAGCUUGGUGAUAGAAUAACAUCCCUUCACCAGCUAGUUUCCCCAUUUGGAAAGACUGACACUGCUUCUGUCUUGUUAGAAGCCAUUGGGUAUAUCAGAUUCCUUCAAGGUCAAAUUGAGGCCCUUAGCUCUCCUUACUUUGGUAAUGCAUCCAAAAACAUGAGGAGCCAGCAGUCUGUUCAAGGAGAAAGAAAUGGUGUAUUUCCUGAAGACCCCGGACAGUUGUUGAAUGACGCCUGCCUAAAAAGAAAGGAAGCUCCUAACCAGGAUACACAGGAUAAGCCAAGGGACUUAAAGAGUAGAGGGUUGUGCUUGGUUCCAGUGUCUUGCACUCAACUUGUAGGAAAUGACAAUGGAGCUGAUUUUUGGGCUCCGGCCUACGGCGGCGGGUUUUGACAAGCAGCUAGAAUUAAUUUGGCUGGAGUUUACAUGGAAUGAUAAUAACAUCAUAAGCAGUCAAUCUGCUGAAAUCUAAGGCUGAUUGCUCAUGAUGCUAUGCAUUCUCAAUUCCAAGUAUUAACUGUUUCAGUGCUAUCUAAUUUUAGAUAAUCAAGCUUGUAUCUUAUUAAUUUUUCCUUUGAGCUAUAUAUGAUACAAGGCUUCAUGUAUGGGAAGUUCUCAAUUAGAAUAUUGUAGGAAGAAUGGGCCAUAUAUAUGAUACAAAGCUUGUAUCUCUCUCUCUCAGUUUUAUUUUUUGCUAAUUAGAUUCUUUCUUUCAA
Quercus lobata is the source of this 1585-nucleotide messenger RNA. RefSeq names its product transcription factor bHLH68-like. The transcript has 9 exons. Bases 285 to 1262 code for a protein of 325 amino acids. Gene Ontology annotation, cellular component: nucleus. Lineage: Eukaryota; Viridiplantae; Streptophyta; Magnoliopsida; Fagales; Fagaceae. The record is from RefSeq and is a predicted model, not a curated record. Gene Ontology annotation, biological process: regulation of transcription by RNA polymerase II. Gene Ontology annotation, molecular function: RNA polymerase II cis-regulatory region sequence-specific DNA binding; DNA-binding transcription factor activity, RNA polymerase II-specific; protein dimerization activity.